UUAUGUGUUCAAAUAAAUAAAUAAUCUCAACAAACUGCAUACAACCCACGUGGACUUUUGCAUACGUCUGCCUGUUGGUUUUUUAGCAUUACAUGCUACCUUGCUUAGUCGUUACAUAAUUUAAAAAUUAUUAUGUUACUAUAAAGUUUAGGAAUCUAUCAUGAAAUAUUGUAAGGCUUACUAGUUUAAACGUUAUGGAAAAAGAACAUCUGAGUUUUCAUGAGUCCCUUGUUUAGUUGGGGGAUUGUGUGAUCUCUCAUCUGUCGAAGCCAAUUAAAAUAUAUCAUCUAUGGGUAGUACUAUUAAGGACCUUGAACAGAUCUUAUACAGACUAUAUAAAAGAUUGAUUUCUUAAACUCAACGGAUAAACCUCUUCAACUAAACUUAAAUAUAGUUCGUAAGAGUUGUAUUUAGUGUAAUACCAGAUUUGUCUUACUAAAAAACAGUUAAGAUCACGCUGUCCAUAUUUAUAUUUCAAAUUAAUUUCCAUUACGACAGUCUGCUGUUCAAAUUCCGUCGGGGAUAUAUCUUACAAGAUUAAAUAGCGUGGGUGUAGCUCUAUAUAUUUGCUAACAUCAACGAAAUAUGUAAGCCAUGAAAUUCGUACUCUUAUUUGUGGUAAAAUAUCACCGUAAAUUAUGCAUUGGGUUCACAAUGUGUAAUUCAGUAACAAGAAAAAAUUUCAAACUUCUUGAAUACUACUGCAUUAAGCAAUAAUAUUCAGAAGUACUUUUGUAUAACUAAACACCACCUUUGAUUCAUUACGUCCUAUGUGGGAUGACUCAUCUCAUUUCACCUCAAUAUGGGUAAAAUACCUUUAGCGACCAAAGCCAAUUCUAGCACCCAUUCAAUCUGCUAGUGGCUACAACCGUUCAUGUCAAGACUCUUUAUAGUACACAAAAAACGCAUCAGAUUAUACCCUUCAAUGUUUAACGUGGCACUUAUUCGUAUUCUAUGAAUCAUGAAAUAGAGCAAUGUGUUAGUAGUUAAACUAAUCAAAUUUUAAUCACUGAGUUGCCUAUUUGAUCUCUAUUUCCCUGACUCUGAUUUAUCACUGUGACUAGUAUCACCAGCUCACCACCAAAAUUAUAGGUUAUGUUCGGAACUAAAUACUUUUAGUUGGUUACAUUACUAACUCAUUAGAUUAAGUCAGAGGAGUAGAAGUCAGUGCUCGUGACGAUUAUGUAGAAUGCAAUGAAAUCAACCAUGUUAAUCUUAUUAUGUUCACCUCAUAUAUUUUCACAAAAUGUCAACAUUAACAUUUUAUAUAUUUCAACGAGUUUUAGAUUUCCAGAUUUUAGACCAGAUGAAAAAAGUAGACAAGAAUGAAUCAAAGCCAAAGGUUUCAGAAUAUUUGCCUAGAUGUGGUGUUACUGUUGAUUUAUAUUAUCCAGAGCAAAUGUCAAUAGAUCAACUACUAGAAAUAUUUGAACGUCGAGGUUUCAAAUCUCUAGUAUCCAAUGUAAAUACAUUAGAACAUAUUGUAAAUCUUUAUUAUGAUUAUCUUAUGCCAAAAUGUCAUCGAAAUGAAUGGAUUGAUGAAUUCAUUGAAUCUACAACUAUCCAUCCAUCUAUUGAUGAUGAUGACGGUGAUGACGAUGACGAUGACGGUGAUGAUGAUGAUGAUGAUAAUAAUAAUAAGAGUAAUUUAUCAAAAGAAAAAAUGAACUUAAAUGAUAAAAUCACUAAACCUAAACGAAAUAUAGAUCAUCAUUUAGAUCAUUUAAUUAUUACUUAUGAUAAAAAACGAUUUACUCCUCCUUGUUCUAUUCAAACUUUAUCAUCAAAAGAACAUCAUCAGUUCAUAUGUAAAACAUCGAAUAGUUUACAUCAAGAUAAUGAUCAUCAUAGUAAACUAUCAUCUUCUCAUUCAACAAUCAAUGAGAACUCUUCAAAUAAUUCUAAAUUCAAUGAUCAUUCAUUGAAAUCAAUGAAAAAACGACCUAAAAUUAAUCGUAAUUUUGAAAGCCUUACAAAUAAUAUUUAAUUAUUUGUAUAUGUAAAUGAUAUUGUACUAUCUUAUCCUAAUAAAUUUAUUCUAUCUUUUACAAUGAA
This is a messenger RNA of Schistosoma bovis, 2055 nucleotides long. The record is from the annotation of a GenBank genome assembly. Lineage: Eukaryota; Metazoa; Platyhelminthes; Trematoda; Strigeidida; Schistosomatidae.